This is a messenger RNA of Danio rerio (zebrafish), 1573 nucleotides long. It is a transcript of the gene prss60.1, whose product is annotated as serine protease 60.1. Gene Ontology annotation, biological process: proteolysis. NCBI's taxonomy places the organism in Eukaryota, Metazoa, Chordata, Actinopteri, Cypriniformes, Danionidae. Gene Ontology annotation, molecular function: hydrolase activity; peptidase activity; serine-type endopeptidase activity. The record is from RefSeq and is marked provisional.
UGCAAUCAUCCUGCAGGAGAAGAGAUAGCUGGUGAAGAUGUGGAGGUUCACUUGUGUCAGUUUAGCGCUGCUCUUGUGUGUUCAAGGUUCACAUUCUCAGUUGAAUGUUUGUGGACUAGCCCCUUUAAACAACCGUAUUGUAGGGGGCGUGAAUGCUUUUGAUGGUUCAUGGCCAUGGCAGGUCAGUCUGCACAGCCCUAUCUAUGGCGGUCAUUUUUGUGGAGGCUCCCUGAUCAACAGUGAAUGGGUGCUGACAGCUGCACACUGUUUACCUCGUAUUACUACAUCCAGUCUGCUUGUGUUCUUGGGAAAGACGACACAGCAGGGAGUCAACACCUAUGAAAUCAAUCGAACUGUCAGCGUGAUCACCGUUCACCCUUCCUACAACAAUCUAACCAAUGACAAUGACAUCGCUCUGCUGCACCUGUCCUCUGCUGUUACCUUCAGCAACUAUAUCAGACCUGUGUGUCUGGCGGCCCAGAACAGUGUCUUCCCAAAUGGAACCAGCAGCUGGAUCACAGGCUGGGGAAACAUUCAGUUGGGAGUGAAUCUACCUGCUCCUGGGAUUCUGCAGGAGACCAUGAUUCCAGUAGUGCCUAAUGAUCAAUGUAAUGCUCUACUGGGUUCUGGAUCUGUCACCAACAACAUGAUCUGUGCUGGUUUAUUACAGGGAGGAAGAGACACCUGCCAGGGGGACUCUGGUGGUCCAAUGGUGAGCAAGCAGUGUUUAGUGUGGGUUCAGUCUGGUAUCACCAGCUGGGGUUAUGGCUGUGCUGAUCCAUAUUCACCUGGAGUUUACACCCGCGUAUCACAAUAUCAAAGCUGGAUCAACAGCAUCAUCGUCCAGAACCUUCCAGGAUUUGUCCUUUUCAACUCUUCAAGCACAUGCUCAAGUGUUUCUAUGACUUUACCUAAUUCUACUGCAUUACCUACUUCUACUAUUUCAACUGCAUCCCCAACUACUACUACUACCACAAAAAUUUCCACGAUCUCAUCUGCAUCUACUAAACCACCUACUACCUCACAAACUUCUACAACAACUACUACGAAUUUAAGACCUCCGCCCAAUCAGACCUCAAUCUCUUGUCGCAAGAGAUGUGGUGAAAAAUACGACAUCCGCAACCGCUGCAACUGCAAUAAUCGCUGCCACAAAAACUGCUGCUGGGAUUAUGAAAAGAAAUGCAUGGAUCAAAGAGGGUAAACUCUUGGUCAACACAAGCUUCUCUGUGACGGCUUCUCUCUAUGUGUCUUUUCAUGUUCUUCAUGCAUUCUGUAUGAUGUCAAGUACAGUUUACAGAAUAAAUAAAUAAAUAAAUUUUAUAAAUAUAUAUAUAUAUAUAUAUAUAUAUAUAUAUAUAUAUAUAUAUAUAUAUAUAUAUAUAUAUAUAUAUGUUUAAAUCAGCUCAGCAUUUAUAUUAUUUUCUUCUCUUGACUAAAGAUUUCAAGUCAAAUGUCAAAUAAGUACCUUCAUUUACAAAUUCUUGUAUAACAUAAAACAUAAAUAUGAAUGUAAUUUCUGUCUUGUUUUCUAUUUAUCUGUUAUCUGUCAUGAUUAAAGAAAUACUUUGCAUCA